CAUUGUAAUCACAAUCACAACCAGAGAGAGAGAGAGAGAGAGAGAGAGUUUGGACCGUUUUAAUGGGAAGAAGCCCCUGUUGUUCCAAGGAGGGCUUGAACAAAGGUGCUUGGACAGCCCAAGAAGACAAAAUUCUCACAGAAUACGUUAGAAUCCAUGGCGAAGGACAAUGGGGAAAACUUCCAAAAAGAGCAGGUUUGAAAAGAUGUGGGAAGAGCUGCAGGCUUCGCUGGUUGAAUUAUCUUAGACCAGACAUUAAGAGAGGUAACAUAUCACCGGAUGAAGAAGAACUCAUCAUUAGGCUUCACAAGCUCCUGGGAAACAGAUGGUCUCUAAUAGCUGGGAGGCUUCCAGGCCGAACAGACAAUGAAAUAAAGAACUAUUGGAACUCAAAUCUGGCCAGAAAAGUUCAUGACAACAAAAGUGCUACUCCAACUCCUUCAGGCCAGUUCGCCCAGGACAAAUCCAAGAUUGAUUUGCAGGUGGUCCGGACCAACGCAAUUAACAACAAAAAUUAUCAUUUUGACACCAAAGAUUCAUGGCUAUCCGUGGACUGUGACCAUACAUUUAAUGAUAAGUCCUUGGAAUUUGAUAUGUACCAUGGACUAUCGUCUUUUGCUAACGGAUCAGAAAAUAUUCAAUCAUCGGAUUUUAUGAUGGAUUUCAAUAUGGGAGAGCCUUGCUUCUCUGAUCUUCUCAUCAGCUCUUACCUUCCAGACUCACGUGUCUUCGAAUGUAGCAAUGACUAUGAUAAUGGAUUGUCCCCCUCUUUGGAAAAAUGUUUAAUAUUCUCCAAUGAAAUGCUGUGUGAUUGGACCUUCAUUCAAUAAUUGUGUUCAAGCAAGCCAACGUGACACCCAGCAGUCUACAUCCAUUAGCUUCCUCUCUUGACACUGAAGUGGGAUAGCAGGUAGAAUAAUUGACUCUGAAGUGAUUGGUCUUUUACUGUUUAUUACCCCGUAAGAUUUAAUGUUAAUUUGAUAUGUUUAUUGAAAAUUUUAUUAGUGCUUUAUUUCCAUUUGUUGAUGUUAGCGGGCUUUUUAAAUAAACAAUGUAUUUAUAGUUGUACUUGAUGUGUAAGUUGUCUGGAGUAAUAAAUAAAGGAUUUUACUAA
Quercus lobata is the source of this 1114-nucleotide messenger RNA. RefSeq names its product transcription factor MYB8-like. The transcript has 3 exons. The record is from RefSeq and is a predicted model, not a curated record. The coding region runs from base 63 to 830 and encodes 255 amino acids. NCBI's taxonomy places the organism in Eukaryota, Viridiplantae, Streptophyta, Magnoliopsida, Fagales, Fagaceae.